Sparassis crispa is the source of this 1962-nucleotide messenger RNA. RefSeq lists its product with no specific name. The transcript has 5 exons. NCBI's taxonomy places the organism in Eukaryota, Fungi, Basidiomycota, Agaricomycetes, Polyporales, Sparassidaceae. The record is from RefSeq and is a predicted model, not a curated record. Bases 1 to 1962 code for a protein of 653 amino acids.
AUGCCUGGUGUGACUGUGUUAUCACCUUCCUCAGCUCUCGGACUCCGUCUGCCCUUGAAAUUUGCACCUAUGCAAAAUGGACUGAGCACCCACCAUGACACCGUUGCGCAGAUCAAGGAGGCUGCAAAGGAACAAGCUCAGAAAGUCCGCGGUGCAUCUGCCAUCUCCCUUCUCAAGUCUGCACGCGGUCAGAUCCAGCUCGCACAAGCACUCGAGCGCGAUGGCAACCUCAAGGGCGCUCUCAGUGCCCUUACCAAGUCUGCCGCGUUGGCACAGAUGUUCAUGGACUCCGCCGAGUUCAAGCAGGAAGCGCAGCCGGGCAAGAUGGGUGUCCUCGUCAAGGACUUCCUCGACUUUCAGAACCAUGAGGGCCAAGAUCUCACAGGCAAGAUCCAGGCUGUAGAGACCAAGUUGCUAGAUGGGGAGCGGUCGUCUUCACAAGUCGAUGAUGCUGAAAGCGACGUGGAACCCGCGCAGCGCACUGGCGGCAGCAUUGCAGACCGCAUGCGCGCGCUCCAGACCGCCGGACUGUCCGUCUCCUCGACCAAGCGGCUGUCCCGCGAGCUCUCCCCCGCGCCGUCGCCUCUGUCGCCGGACAUGGCGCGGCCGAACCGAGCCUCUCUGCAGAGCCUGUCCUCGCAGCUGGCGAGCUUGCCAAGCCUGACGACGUCCAGUCUGUCUCCCGUCGCAGCAAGUUCGUCGGCGGCGUCGGCGGCGUCGCCGCACGCGCUCGUCCCAACCUCCAGUCUGGGCCCACCGUCUCCUCCCUCGUCGACAUCGUCUUCCCCACGCCUGUCGCAUUUCAAUUUGGCCGAGUUCGCAUCCCAGUUCCCGUCUAUCGACGAGCUCGACGAGAUGGACGGGCUGAAGCUACCGUCUGUGCCCACAGGCACGGGCAGCGCGAGCUCGCGCGCCUCCAGCAAGCACUCGGACCCGGAUUUGCGCGGGGAGCGCUCACUGUUCUCGCCCCCGAGGGCGUUCCCGCUCCUCCCCAUGGACCCCGGCCCCCGCCCGUCGAGCACGCCCAUCCCUCCCACGAUAGACACGUUCAUCAGCCGCCCCGCAUCGCCCGCGCCCUCGUGGUCACCCCGCUCCCCGCCGUCGGUCCCCCGCAAACCGUCUGGACUCGCGCUCGGCGGCCGCUCGCCCGUCAUGGGCCCGACGACACCUCCGACCGCGGAAAGAUCCGAGACACCGAUCUCGACGCUGUUCCCCAAGACGCUCUUGGAGCUCAACGCCAAGCCGAAUUACAAGGUGCUCGUAUUGGAUGUGCGAACCCGCGCGGAGUUCGAGCAGGAGCACGUCAAGGUCGACGCGGUGGUGUGCAUAGAGCCGUCGGUGCUCUUGCGGGACGGGAUCACUGCCAAGGGUAUCGAAGAUUCGCUCACUGUCGCGCCCCGGCACGAGUGGGCGCUGUUCAGCAACCGUGACAAGUUCGAUUUUGUCGCGGUGUACGACGACAAAUCGGAGACGUUUGGCCCGCCGAGUUCCCCGUUGUCGAUAUUCGUCCGGGCGAUUUACGAGGUGGCGUUCUCAAAGUACCUGAAACAUCCGCCGAUGCUGCUCGUCGGGGGUUUGCAUGCGUGGAAGCGAGAAUUUGGGGACAGAGAACUAAUUCAGGGCGCCUCGGGAUCGUCAUCGGUCGCGCGGAGUGUCUCAGGCAUGCCGAACGGGCUGGCAUCUCCCAGCGCAAAUGGAGUAAUUGCUCCCGUACCUUCUUUAGCUGAGAGUUUGCCUCCCACCCUUAGCCAUACGCGAUUACCAGCGGAGUCCACGAGUACUACGGUUUCUGCGACCGCUAACCAUGAUAUGGACAGCGUCUCGUUCGGACGACAUAGAUCAGGGACAGAGCCAGCACCGUCGUACGAGCAACACUCUCGCAGGCUAUGGGUACGGAGUAGGCGGGAUGGUCAUCUCGCUGGAGUGGCACGACGAUCGCCCGCGGCUGAUAUACCAGAGUGA